Messenger RNA from Episyrphus balteatus (marmalade hoverfly), 13102 nucleotides. It is a transcript of the gene Rim, whose product is annotated as regulating synaptic membrane exocytosis protein 2. The coding region runs from base 1219 to 9036 and encodes 2605 amino acids. The record is from RefSeq and is a predicted model, not a curated record. NCBI's taxonomy places the organism in Eukaryota, Metazoa, Arthropoda, Insecta, Diptera, Syrphidae. The transcript is spliced from 24 exons. Gene Ontology annotation, biological process: calcium ion-regulated exocytosis of neurotransmitter; positive regulation of synaptic transmission; regulation of membrane potential. Gene Ontology annotation, cellular component: cytoskeleton of presynaptic active zone; presynaptic membrane. Gene Ontology annotation, molecular function: transmembrane transporter binding; small GTPase binding.
CGAAAAUGUGUGUGGUGAAUUUGCUACAAGAAGUAUUUUAACACUGCAAGAAGCAAUAAGUUAAUCAUUUUAGAAAAUCUUCCUCGAAUCUCUGGAGUCACUACGAGAAAAGGACAGCAAAAGAAAAUAAAUGGGGAAAGAAAGGGACAAUGCCAUGAAAUAUUUGGGAGAAAACACGCGUAGGGCAGUUUUUUGGGAAAGUUUGGUUAAGUAUCCUCGUUAUCCACCACACAUACUUCCGCACGCACUUAUACACACAUAGAGCGUGCAAGGAAAAGUCUUUAGUAUUUUCCAUCUACAAAAUGAGAAAAAUUUUCAUCAUACAUCGUCGUUGUCGCCGUCGUGGUCGUCGAGUGUGUAGAGCUCGAACAAUGGAAUCCCUAAUAGUGAAAAUGUGAAAAUUUUAGUCAAAAAAUGAUAGUUGAACAAGUUAUUAGUAAACGAAAUUCACCAGCAAUACAAUACAACAAAUCAAACAGUUUAUAAGGAAAAUCCUUGGACAUAAAGGACAUCCUGCAAAAAAAAAUCUUUCCAGAUGGCAUCAUGUAUAUGGAAUCAGAAAAUUUGGAUAUCAUCUAGCUGGAGAAAUAGAGAACUUUCAAGGAUAUAACAAGCUCAUCUUUACACUCCGGACAAGGAAAAAUCACUUCUUAAUACUGCAAUAAAAAAUUUCCAUUCCAAAUAAAAGUUUAAAAUAAAAAAAAAAAAAAAUAACGGCCUUUAAAAUGAAGCAAAAUUCAUAUACAACAUUGUGCUUAUCAAUUUUUAAGUAUCCAACGAACAUCUUUAGAAUUGUGUUCGUCUUGGUAUCGAGUUGGUCUGAAAUCUUUGCUAGAAGAAAUUCCUGAAAGGUAGCAUACCGCUACAAUCAGCAAGACGACAUAAAUUAGACAACAAAUUUUAAAGCUAACAAAAACAUAAGAACCAUAAAUGACGUAAUUGUAUUAUGUAAAUAUAUAAAUUAGGAACAAAAAAACUUGACGAAGGAACCAAUAAAAGAAUACGACGACAAAAUAUAUAUAAAAACUAUAGACCAUCGAAAAAAAAAACAAAACUUUAAAGUUAAGAGGAUAACGAAGUAGUGAAUAAACGUCGCCAGCCAUUAUUUAGUUCAUACUACAGUACUCACCACAAACACAUAAAAAAAAAACACUUAUACACAUCAAACAAAAGAGGAAGACAGAAAUUUCUGCAAGACAACAUUAAGAGUAUUCCAAAAUGGAGGACAUGCCAGAUUUGUCGCAUCUAACGCCAAAUGAACGCAUGCAAAUCGAGAAUGUCCUCAUGCGACAAAAACAGGAAGAGGAGCAGCAGAAUGAGAUUAUGAGACGUAAACAAGAUGAAGUUGUGACACUUGAGAAUGCCAUCCGUCAGAGGUCGGAACAGCAGAAGAAGGCUGGCGUUGAGCUAGAUGCCACUUGUCACAUAUGCCUUAAGACGAAAUUUGCCGACGGUGUUGGACAUAUUUGCCACUACUGUAAUAUAAGAUGCUGUGCACGGUGUGGUGGAAAGGUGACGUUACGAAGUAACAAGGUCAUUUGGGUCUGUAUAUUGUGCCGCAAAAAGCAGGAGCUUCUGUCAAAGACAGGACAGUGGAUUAAUAAGACGCCAAAUCAAGAUGGUUUCAUACGGAGGAUCGAACCAGAUGGCAGCAGUGCUAUUGUCGAACCUCAUGAUUCGACAGAUAAACGUCCCAAAUUGGAACGGACACGAAGUGCUGCUGAAAAGGAAAAUCUUCCAAUGCAACGGACAGGUAGUGUUCUCCGACGACAGUAUUCACAGCAAGAGACUACAGGCAAUCGAAGGAUGUCUCAAUCGGAUAGUGGAGUUGAUGUUGUGAGUCCAGGUCAUAGACGAAUGCAGGCGCAGAACCAACAACAGAUGUAUCAGCAACAACAACAACAUCAACAAUACUCUGGUGGAGUUGAUCAGCGUGCUGGACCUCAGAGAGAGAGUAGCAUAUAUCCUGAAGAUGACCCAAAGUUCUAUCAGGGUGAGAUCGAUGGGCUAAUGCGACAACACCCCCAUUUGGUGCAUCCACGUCAGCAACAAAUGAUGCAACAACAGCAGCAACACCACCAGCAUCCACAACAACAUCAACAACAACAGCAAAUGAUGCGCCCGCCACAUUCACAGCAUGUUGAUCCUAACUCCAUGCAACAUCCACAUCAGCAUCCUCAACAAAUGAUGCAACAACGUCCACAACGACAUCCACACCAACAGCAGCAUCACCAGCAACUCCAACAACAACAACAGCAACCAUAUAAUCCGCCAAACACACAAUUGCAAGGAGCUCCAAUACAACAGCAACAUCAUCAAUUGCCUCAAACGCCCCAAAGCCAACAUCAUCAACAACAGCAACAACAACUAGAACCGCAAAACCCGGCUUCACUGGGGUCCUAUUUGAGGCCUGUUGUAGGUGGUGCUGGUGCUGGUGCUGGGGGAAUGGGCGGAAAUGGAGGGCAAUACCAUCAACUAGGAGACACGAUCCAAAAUAAACAAAAAAGACCGCUUGGCAGUGGACAAGAAUAUGAACCAAGUCAACACCAAUCGUUUAGCAGUUCUGAGGAGGAAAUUCACGGAGUGCAUCCGAUUCAUUCUCAGCUUGAUUACGAUGCAAAAAACGACCACUGGCAGAAUUCAAGCAAGCGCGAUUUUCGACUGAACGUAACAAAUCGUCUUCAUCACGCGGAACACUACAACAAUCCACCCACAGUGACCCAGCCUGCACCGAAUUCCCGAUCCACAGCUAGAUUAGAUGUGCAACAGCGAAACACUUUUAAUCGCACUAACCACGAUCGAUAUAGUAGCGGAGGUCCUGCUUCCGCACAUCCUCCACCGCUACAACCACAACGUUCAGUAAUUGCAGAACGUGUCGCUGGCCAACUUUUUCCCCAUCUGACAACAGCAGGUAUCAAUUCUUCUCUCUACUCCACGCCAUCAUCUUUUCACCAUAAUAGCAGCAGUCUGGGAGGAGUUGGAGGAGCUUCCAGCACGGGCAUUACUAGUCUAAGCAACAGUUCUAACAGUAGUUACCAUUACCCACAAAUAGUGAUAGGUGAACCAAACAUUAGUACCUCAUAUGACCGUUAUACAACACCCUCCUUGCACUCCCACCAUCAUCCAACGCAAACUAUUAUUACCGAGACUACUGCAACUACGAACCAUCCCUUCUGGGAUGAACACACCCCGACGUCCGCCUCUGCUCAGGAUAAUCGACGUUUCACGGAACGCAGAAAGAAAACUGUCCGUUUUGACGGGCACGACGAUGAUGCCGACGUGGAGGUUGUGGUACCAACUGCGAAUCUCAUUACAGUGGCUACUGCUGCUGUUGGUCCGCCCACAGCUGUAACGACUGUUUUGGGCAGCAGCAGCAUCGGUAGCAGUAACAUUGGCGGAGUUGGCCUAGUUGGAGUAGAUGACUGGUCACGCUGGGACGCCGAACGACAGGGCAGUCAAGAUUCGGCAACCAAAGAUUCUGGAAUCGAUACCAGCAGUACCUUCACAAGUAGUGAAGAUUCCAAUCGUGGCGAUGGUCCAAAGAAUCCUGUUAAUUGGCAAAUAUCAGCUGACAAUAGUCGAAUGAUCGGACAUAUGACAUUAAGAAAAUACUAUGACGGCGAGGACAUUCUAGGAUUAAAGGUUCUUGGGGGCCAGCCAUUACCAUAUGGAAGCGGAUAUACUGGAUUUGGUGUUGGUAGUAAUAAUAACGGGAAUGGUUACGGUGCGUUUGUUGAUAAGGUUAAACGUGGUUCUGUCGCUGAUAUGGAAGGACACAUUCGGCCAGGCGACGAAGUCAUCGAAUGGAAUGGACAAAGUAUGCACAAUAAAACCGCUGAGGAAGUCUAUGAUAUAAUUGCCGAAAGUCGCCGUGAUUCGCAAGUGGAAUUAAUAAUAUCACGAUCACUUGCUUCCAACAGUGGUCGCAAAACAGUGCAAACCUCCUGGCGGCAGUCACAUUCACCGCCUACACGAUAUGGCCGCAAAGGUGUUGAUACAAUCGAAAUCCAUCGUGAUAAACCUAGUGUACUAAUAACGUCGCCCGGUUCACCUGACCUGCAUGCCGCAGGUCGCCAUCACCAGACAAACGCCACCCACCACCAUCACCACCACCAACAUCAACAACAACAACAUCAUUCAUCUACAAGGGGAACAGAAGUAGGGGUCGUGCCGAAUCCAACGGUAAACUUACGCUACAAUCAGCGGUUGGGUCCUACGGCGACGGGUCACUGUCACCUAGACCCGACAAUUGAUGGGCGCCUACAGCUGAAACUAGGCUAUGAUCAGAAUACGUUACAGCUGAUUGUAACAUUGGUGUGUGCCAGCGGGCUUACGUUAAGACCCAAUGGCGCCGCCAGAAAUCCUUAUGCAAAAGUGUUCCUUUUACCCGAACGGGGUGCUAAAGCUAAACGUCGAACGAAAACAUUAGCAAGCACAUGUGAGCCACGGUGGGGCCAAACCUUUGUAUAUGCGGGGCUGAGGCGAUGUGAUUUGACCGGGCGACUAUUGGAGAUAACACUUUGGGACUAUCUCCAAUUCGGUGCCAACGAAUUCCUCGGUGAAGUUCUCAUUGACAUAACCCAUCAUAUACUUGACGAUGAAGCAGAAUGGUAUCCCUUACAGCCACAUCAGGAUCCAGUGCAUAUCUUACGUAGAGAUGAUCUUACAAAUGAACAAAUGGACAUGAUCCUGACACCAACAGACCACUUAUCACCACCAAGUACCACGUCUCGUCUAAGUGAUUCAGAUACAACAUCUGAAUGUGACAUCGAUGGAAUAGCAACUGGUCGUGAUGAAGCAAGUUUGUCUUCUUUAGGCAGUUCAUCCAGUCCACCUCCUGAGAUUGAUUUACAUGAACGUCGUUCGCGACGUGAUAUGUCACCACAAGGUCGAAAAAGAGUGGCUGGUAUGGUAACACGUGACUAUCGCACAGUUUCUGGCAUUGGACAAAGUUAUCAUAAUCAGCAACAACAGCCUCCGGCGACAUUAUCCGCACAAUAUUCACGUCGUAAUGGCGGUGGUGGCAUGAGUCUUGGACAACGAAGUCAUUCGGCAGCUCCAAGUGAUAAUUACCAUAGUAACUAUUAUCGAAGCAGCAGUCCGCGUCGUGGAUCAUUAUCGCCACCAGACGAUCGAUACAUUGAUUAUCCAGUUCUUCCAAUUCAUUCGUCAUCGUACAAUACUACGUCAUCAUCGUCACAACAACGUUUCCAAUCGCGUUCAGCAACUGCCACACCAACGGGAUCACCCAAAAAGAGACAGCUGCCACAGGUUCCACAAACAUCACGCAACGCAAUGUUGCGUGAUCGCCUAGGUCAAGAGUUUGAUGAACGCUUGCCCGGUGGUCGUUUUGGCCGCCAUAGAUCACGUCAACCACAUCAUCAGGCGACAUAUCGUAGCACCGGCAUGGGCGGAUGGGAGCGCCACUAUACUGGGCUUUCAGAUAGUGAUCUACACUCGAUGGAAUCGAGAAUACGUCCACGGCAUUCACUGUCGCCUGAUAAAGAUUUCAUGGGAGAGUUUGGAGAUUCCGAUAUGGAGUCAGUAGUAAGCGUUACCUCAAGUGCUUUCUCUACUCAAUCAGAACGACCAAGAGGUUCACGUGGAUUGAGAAGUCUACCGCGUAAUUGGCGUUCGCCACAUGGUAACUUUGAACGCUUUCGUGCACACACUAUUGCAGUUGAUGAUUCUGAAUUCCUGACACCAAUAUCAUCUCUGCCAAAAACAUUACCACUACCACCACAACAACAGCAACAACAACAGCUACCUCCACCACCACCAUCAUCACAAUACCAAGAAUCGCCAAAUACAACAAAUGUUUCUGCCGCGUUAGCUCAAGCUAAAUGUCUGCUACCACCAAAAGUCAACAACAGCAACCACACCACCACUCCGUUCAAUAUGAACGUUCUCAACGACGGUGCAAGUGGCACUGGAGAUGUCAAUACCAACCACAUGUCAUACCAUAACAUCCCCAAUUAUUUCCUUCAAAUUCCCCAGUGUUCAAUGCAUUUUCCAGAAUUCAUAUCGAACACAGAUUUCAGUCAAAUCCCUCAGCGGGUUUUCCGCAGCGGUAGUGCCUUAGGCUAUCCCCAGAUUCCACCCAUUACAUUUCCCUCAUUUGAGAACUUUAAAAAAAUCACCACACCUGUGGUGGAUUUUUUUCGCAACGCCAACCAUCUUUCACCCUCAGCGGCAUUCUUUCCAUUUGUCAAUUAUGCGAACGGUCCCAAUACCACUUCCAACGGUGGUCUCAUGCAAUGUGGUCAAUGUCAGCCUGUUUGUGGAGUUCCACAGCCCAUAAUGUUCGACCCUGAUGGUUGUGGUAUUGUAGAAGCUGUGCACUGCCACCACAUGCCAUUUUCAAAUACGCAUUUCAUAGAUAAUGUGCGUCGUCCAUCUCUGUCCAUGUUUCAUCCAUCGUCAGAGCCAUCACUGCCAACUUUAGAUCCGGCCAUGUGCGGCGAAUGCGCUGAUCAGCACUUCGGCGGUGGCCUAACGCAUCCGUCAGCGUUUCACAACAACAAUCAACAGCUAUCGCUGGAUGAGGUUCAGAUUCCAAAAGAAUCUCUGAUGCAGCUGCGACGUCAAUUGAGUGACGAAGCCCUUUUUACUAGCGUCCCUGUAUCGGCAAAGACCCAGCCUCCAUCAAUCCUUAAGAAACCACGACCUCUGGAUCGUCGAAAAUGCUUUAGCGAAUCACACUCCAGAUCACUAGAUUAUGAUGAUCUGCGUACAAAAAACUGGUCUCGCCGCUAUGUUCGAUAUGAGGAUGAAGUGUACCCACCGCCAAGUCGACCGCUAAGAGAACUGCCACGAAAGUUCAACUCCGAGACGAACAUCCGACAGUCAUACAUGGGAGCUUCCGUUGACAUACAUAAUCCCUUAAGUCACUCACACUUUCUUGUGACCGACGACAAGAUUGUCACGAUUGUUUAUGACUCAGAUGUUGGAUGGACGCGGAAAGGAGUCGCUCCAUCUAACUACGUCCGUAAGCGAUGUAAUGACCGCAACAACCGUAAUCAUAUGUCACUUAAGCUUACACGAACAAGUCAACAAAAGCUUGAUGGACCGACACCCUCAUACCUUAAGCGGCGGCGAACUUUGCCAGCUCCUCCAAAUGCACCGAACGCGCAUAACUUUUCACCGAUAGAAUACACGGAAGAUGCCGAAAUGAAAAACGCACAGGGAAACGCUUUAAACGAUGUGGAUGGUGAUCACCGAAGUGCGAGAACGCAUUCGUCAGCACCAGACUCCGAAGCUGAGUACAUAAAAAAGUCGUCGCAAGACGUCGAUGACAAGGAACGGUCUCGACCGGAUGGUGGAAUGUCCGAUCAUCCGUCAUCAUCGAGACCUUCCGCUCGUGAUUCGGAGUAUAAUCGGUCGUCGAACAAAAGGCUCGCAGAUCCCCGUAGAAAUAGUAGACCUCCCCAAGAUCCCCAUCGUAAUCGUAGUAGCCCGCCACCGCCACAAAUUGGCAGUGAUCGCAGUAAUCUUGUCAGCAUUAACGACCAACCGGAGUACUUUGAGUACUACGAUGACGAUUACUGCGAUGAAAGCAUUAGCCGCUCUGCUCGCAGUAGUAGAUACAACGAUAGGGAGGGUAGUGGUAGUCCUAGUAAUCGCAGUGGCGGUGGCGGCGAUCGUAGUUAUAAAAGUAGAAGUAGUUCUAGUUAUAAUCGUGAUUCUAAUUGUAGUGGUAGUAAUGCUAACAAUGCUUCUUCUUCCUCUUUUGCAACAAAAACCAACUCCUCCCAUCAUGGUGUCGCUCUGCUAUCCACCUCACCUAAACGUGCCUCAUUGAAACAUUCUACCCGUUCACCAACCACAACACCACCACCACCAACUACAACCUCUUUUGAUCCAUCUUCUAUGGACGGUGAUCCACUUGAUCCAUCUGCUGAUGCCACUGCCAGUGAGUACGAUGUACGGGAACGAGAUCGUGUGGCCAAAGUCGCAUCAAAUGAUAGUACUAAUGGUCGAGGAGGAGGUGGUGGCGGCGGCAGCAGUAGAAGUGAUGGAUCUCGCCGUGGCGGACAUACUGACGGUGGUGGGCCUGGUGACAGUAGUAGUAGUAGUCGUAGUAAAGAGCGCCAACUGCAGGAGGAUCGGAUCGAUCGCAUCGAAUCGGGAAGCGAUCGUGGUGAUGAGUUGAACAAUUCGUUUAGUCGAAGUUUGUCAAAUGCAGAUGGCACACCUGAGGACAAGAUCGAUGGCAGCUUGUCGGACACAGCAGUUGGUCUGCAACAAAGUGAUUCUCAGCGACGAAAAACCACUGCUGAGCAACAACGAUCACCGAAGAGUGAUGCUGGCGGCCGAAGUAGCGGUCGUGGUGAGGAACGAUUCGGUUCUGGAAUGGGAAAAAAGAGUAAUUCCACAUCACAGCUGUCAGCGACGGGUCGUAAAAGACGUAUGGGCUUUGGAAAGAAGGGUAAGAACUCAUUUACGGUGCAUAGAAGUGAAGAAGUUCUGCCGGGUGAGAUUCGGGGCACACUAUCUCGGGGUUCAUCAGCAUCCGAUGAUGGUGGCGAAGGAUUCACCGAAGGGGACAGUAGAUGGUCACCCUCGUUACGUAUGAACGAUGGUCAGUUAUCUGAAUUCAUUGACGGACUAGGGCCAGGACAGUUAGUUGGUCGACAAGUCCUUGGUGCACCAUCACUUGGUGAUAUCCAACUUUCAAUGUGUCAUCAGAAGGGUUUCCUUGAAGUUGAAGUCAUACGAGCUAGAGGAUUACAACAAAAGCCUGGUUCAAAAAUGCUACCUGCGCCAUAUGUCAAAGUGUACUUGGUUUCGGGUAAAAAGUGCAUAGACAAAUCGAAAACAUCAACAGCCCGACGUACCCUUGAUCCAUUAUACCAACAACAACUUGUAUUUAAGGAACCUUUUAGUGGUUGCAUACUUCAGGUAACCGUGUGGGGUGAUUAUGGACGUAUUGAAAAAAAGGUCUUCAUGGGUGUGGCACAAAUAAUGCUCGACGAUUUGAAUUUAUCAAACAUCGUGAUUGGCUGGUACAAACUCUUCGGAACAACGUCACUGUAAUCCAAAGAGCAAUAAGACGACAUGGAUAAACAUCUAGCAGGACAAAAAGUAAAUGCAAAAAUAAAACUUAGCAUGUAAAAAUAGCAUGUUUUGCUCUACAAAAUAAAACAAAACCUCAACAAAAAGAGAUACAAAAUUUCUUUUUUUACACAAAAAAUUAAAAAAAAAAAAACAAGUCAAGAAAAGAGUCUUACUUUUGUGUAAAUAUCAAUAAAAGAAAUGCAUUUAUUCGCAUGGAAAAAUGGGAUCCCAGAAGUCAAUACAUGCAGCCACAAAAACUAAACAAAAAAACAAAACAAAACAAGGAAACAAACAUACUUCUGUUUUGGUUUAAGGUAGAAAGUAAAAUUUUCUAUAUGUAAUAAAUAAUAAUAACAAUAUAAAUUAUAAAAAGAAGAAAAAAAAGACCAGUAAAAUACUAUAGUGUUUUUUUUUUGUAUUAAAAAAAUUGUAAAUAAUAAAUUUAAGCCUAUUAAUUUAUUUCGCGAAUUAUAAAAUAAAAUCCUGAUACGCCUAUCAGAGUUAGUAGACAGCUACUAUUAAAAAACAAUUAAUGAGAGCAAAAAAAAACGACAUCCAAGUAUACCUAUAAAUUUAUUUAAAAUAUUUCAAUAUUAAAAUAAAACAAAAGAAAUAAUUCUAUAUUACAAAACAUAAAAAAAAAUAAUAAUUUUCAUAUAAGUAAGACAUCGAGCCUUCCGACAAAAAAUUAAAUGGAUAGAAAUGAGAAUUUAAAAUUUUAACAGAAAAAAAGUAUUAAACUAAAAUUACUAUAUAAAUAAAUGUUUUGUAAUACAAAACAAAUAGAAAUGCGACUGCCAGUCUGCGAGAUUUUUUUUAUACACAAAAAAUAUAUAGGUAUGUAUACUCUUAAAUUGUUUUAAUUUAUUUUAAAUUACAUUAUCAAAUUUUUUAUACAUUUCUUUCAUAAAUACCUUAAUAUAAAAAUUGAAUAUUUUUGAUUAUAACAAUAAAUUAAACGUAUGUUCGAAUGAUUUAACAGAAAAAAUCAUCAGCCAAAAUAAAUUUCAGAGAAUUUUUUGUUAAAUUAAUAAAAUUAUGAAAAAAAGAAAAAAAAAAUGUUGAUUUAUAUACUAUAUAUAUGUAUAUAUUCUUCUUCUUCUGCCUGAUAAUGCAAACAAAAAAUUCAUAGGAUGAUAAUGAUUUUGGAAAAUCUGAUAUAAUUUUUUUAUAUUUAUAUUUAAGAAAAUAGAAUUUUUAAAACAUCAGUUAAACUAAAAAAAAGUACCUUACAUAGAAUGAGCUGUAAAAAUGAUACCUGCUUGAGAUGAAUUAAACAAAAUAUUAUUGCAUGAAGAGUUAUUACACUUUUGCAAACAACAAACAAAUAUAGGUAUUUAUACAUAAUAUUAUAAUUUAUUGUUGUUUUAAUAACAAAAAUACAAAUUUUAUCUUUAUUUACAAAAUAUUCAAAACUUUUCCUUUUUUUCGGGCAAAAUAGGCAGAUGUUGAAUUAUUUGUUUGGAAAAUAUUUCGAAACUUCUUUUAUCAUUUUUUUAAUUUCUUGACCUUUGAAAUUUAAUUUUCUGUAUGCUUAAUGAAAUUUUAUUUAGCUUUAUUUUAAUGUUUACUUGUGACGUCAAAUUAAAGUUCAAGAUUUUGGUAAAACUUAGAGAUAUCUAUCUGUAUCCGUACCUAGAAAAAGUUUAUAAGAUUAUAUCAGAUAUGUAACUCUGCACCUGUGAUUUUUUUUAACGUUGUGUUUUAUGUUAAUUAACUAAAAAUUCGAAGUUGCAUAAAUUUAGUGAUACAAACUUGGAGUUCUAAGUCUCAUUUAAUUGGAAAAUGGUUCUAGCGCUUUUGAAAAACCAAACUUUUGUGGGUCCUGUGGGUGGAAUAAUUUCCUUCAAAAAUCUCCUCCCCUCUCCUUUUUCAUUUCCAACUCUAUUGUUAACUACUUAUACAGACUUCUAUGAAAUUUGGUAUACAGAACAUUCAAAAGCGGAUUGAUUUGAUUUUUCAAAAUGAAUGAAUAUCUAUUUAAUUUUCAGGUUUUUCUUUUUUUUAUUCCUUUAGAAUAUUAAAAUAACAGUUGUUUUUUUUUUUUUCAAAAUUGUGAAGCUGUUUCUUUUAAGACGGUUCAAGAAUAAAAUCAAACUUUCAUGAACUCCUCAUAUACUCAUAUAAAACUCCAUAAAUAAGUUUGGUUUGAAUGCAAGUGCUGACAAAUUUACCAAUUGAGGUGAACAAAAAUUCAGAAAACAAAUUAAUAUUAAUAAUUUCGAAAGAUGCAUAUAAGACAGUAUAUUUGAAAUGGUUUAUCAGACAAAAAAUCCAAGGGUUACCUACAUAAAUUUUAUUGUAAGAAACAAUAAAACAAAUUCUGUAUUUCUUGUCAGAUAAUAAUCAAAUGUAGUAGCCCAAAUUCCGAUUAAAAACUCAACUUAAAGUUGCAUUGAGCUUCAUACGAUGAUAAGGUUAUAACUAUUUUUGGCAUUUCACUGCCUUUUCUUGAUGUGAAAACAAAACAUCUCAUGAGUUGUUAGAAGCGCUCUUUGAUUAAAGUCAUGACAAUAAGAAAUUUUGAAAGUUAUUAAUCUAGACAUAGCAUUCCCAAUAGCGUCAAUUUUUUUUAUUCUUAGAUAACUUUCCUUACAUUCUUUGAAAUCGGUAUUUCUUAUAAAAUUUUGAAAGGAAUAUCUUUUAUAGGUUUCGAAAUAUCUCUCAAACAAAUACUAUUUUAUAAUCUUAAAACAAAAAACUUUUAAUUUUAGCUUAGAAAACUAAAAAAAAUAACAAAUCUUUUUGCGACACUAGUAACAGUACACUUGUUUGUAAAUAUCUUGAUAUCAACUUAACAAAAACGUAAUAUCAUAAAACAUAAUUCAAACACAUAUAAUUUAACUUUAAGAAAGUUAAGCUUAACCUGCUGUAAAUAUUAAAUAAAAUAUAGUCGAACAUUUAAAAUUAAUACAAAAAUAUAAUAAAACUCUGUAAAAAGAUACCAAAGAAAGUUUGUACCAAAUCGGAGAAAAAUUUGAUAAAUAAAAUAUGUUAUUUUAAGAAAUCCGCAAAAAUUAAACUAAAAAAACUCACAUGCCUACACAAAAAUUAGAAUAUUUAUUACUAUAAAUUUUAAAAUAAAUAAAUAAAUAUAUCAAAGUAAAAACAAAUUUUUAAAUGACGGAAAAGCUUUGUAAACUAUAAGAUUUUUAUAAUUUGUAUAAUUUUAUUCCUAAUUUAUAUAUAUAAAUAUUUCUAUAAAAAUAUUGUUAAAUUGUCAGUCAGCAAAUAAAUUUAUUAACAAAUUUUCUUAAAUAAACAAAAAGCAAAAAAAAAAAUUAAUUAAAAUGCAAAUUUUGUUUUAUGGAUUUAAUUAUUAUUAAAUAAAAAAAAAUAUUAUUAUAAGAUAACUUUGCCAGAUUAAAAAUUUUCUAAUUAAAAAAAAAAACAACAACAAGAGUUCAUUAAAUUGCAAUUUCUCUAUAAUAACAACAGAACAAAACAAAACCAAUAAAAAUAUUAAAAUUAAAGCAUUUAAUGAAAAUGAAAACAAUAUCUAUUGUAUUACUAAUAAAAAAAAAACUUUUUUACAGCUUUUCAAGAAUAAUUUUUGAAUCUAAAAUAUAAACUCAAAAACACUACAACAGAACAAACGAAAAAAAGAAUUUAUUUGAAAUUUCAUAUAGAAGAAUUAACUGUUUUGUAUUUAAUUUAGUUAAUCAAAAAAAUGGGUUGGAACUUCAUCUUUGGUAUGCUACCAGGGUUCACUUUUGUUUAUUAUUAGUAUUUUAUUUAACUUUUUUUUUUCAAAGGAUCUAUUCAAUUAAAAAAAAAAAAACAAAACAUAUUUUGAACUAGUAGUUAUAAAAACAGCAAAGUAGAUUUUUUAUAUGAAAUUUCAUUAAAAAUUAAAAUUCAAAACCAAGCUCUUUUCCUCAUAGAGAAAUUACAAAACUAAAAAUAAAAAAAAAGUUAUAUACAUAAGUAACUUUUUGAAGCAAAAUAAGAACACAUUCAAAAAAGCAAAAUUGUGUUCUUCCAGAAAAAAUACACACACACAAAACGUGAAUUAUUAUUAUUAUUAAUAUUUCAUAAACAAAUG